Pyricularia pennisetigena is the source of this 270-nucleotide messenger RNA. RefSeq lists its product as uncharacterized. The transcript is spliced from 2 exons. NCBI's taxonomy places the organism in Eukaryota, Fungi, Ascomycota, Sordariomycetes, Magnaporthales, Pyriculariaceae. The annotation marks the transcript as partial. The record is from RefSeq and is a predicted model, not a curated record.
ACCGCACAGUGUCCAAGUCUAAUCAGGGCCCUCACCUUUUUCCGGUCAGUCUCGAAGGGUCCCGGAGGUGCGGCUCCGCAAAACCGGGGCCAACUGCCGCGCCAAGUGGGCCGGGUCGCCGACAAGGCCGGGUUUUCGCCUGGUAGGGCCAGGCACGACAUUGGAACGCAUGACAUCAUUGGAUGGAUACCGUCCCACGGGCCAUCUUGGCCGUUGUUCUUUCAUCCAAUUAAUAAGGUUCUUCCCUGUCUUCUUUUCAGCCGCUUCUAA